AUGGCCGAGCUCAGGAAAACUUUCUCCCGCCUGCGGGGUCGGGAGAGGCUUCCCCGGAAAAAAUCGGACGCGAAGGAGCGCGGUCGCCCAGCGCAGCCGCAGCAGCAGCAGCGUCAGGAGCCCAGCCCUCCAGAGCCGCCGGAGCCCCAAGCCCUUCCAGGAGCGCAGGCAGCUGCUGCUGCUGCUCCGGCUGCAGCCCACGGUCCCUCCAGCCCCGAGGCUUCGCGCAGCCCCGCGCGCGGCGCCUACCUCCAGAGCCUCGAGCCCAGCAGCCGGCGAUGGGUGCUGGGUGGCGCCAAGCCCCCCGAGGAGACGGCCGGCGCAGUGCCCGGAGCACCCGGUGGCGGUGAGCCGGCCGGGGAGAUCUGGUACAACCCCAUCCCGGAGGAAGACCCCAGGUCGCCCCCAGCGCGCAGUGAGCCCCAGGCGGGCCCUGCCGACCCGGAUGGCCUCGCCCCGCAAGGUGCAACCCCCAGCAGCCCACCCGCCAAGGCCUCCCGCACCAAGUCUCCUGGACCAGCCAGGCGCCUCUCCAUGAAGAUGAAGAAGCUACCGGAGCUCCGACGCCGCCUCAGCCUCCGGAGCAGCCGGACAGGCCGUGAGCGCGACAGGACCGCGCCUGCGGCGGGCUCGGUCAUCAGCCGCUACCACCUGGAUAGCAGCGUGGUCGGGGGUCCCGGGGGGCGUCCGGCAGGGGCGGCUCGCAGCCCCAGGGCUGGAUACCUCAGCGAUGGAGACUCACCCGAGCGCCCUGGGGGUGGCCCACCGUCUCCCGAGGCCUUCCGACCCUACGAGGCGGGGCCGGCGGCGACCCGGGCCCCCCCUGCUGCGCUCUGGGGUCGCCUCAGCCUGCACCUGUACGGGAUUGGGGGGCUGCGGCCUGCGCCAGGGGCCACCCCCAGGGACCUGUGCUGCCUGCUCCAAGUGGACGGGGUGGCCAGGGCCCGCACGGGGCCGCUGCCAGGGGGACCGGAUUUCCUGCGCCUGGAUCACACUUUCCACCUGGAGCUCGAGGCCGCCCGUCUCCUGCGCGCCCUGGUGCUGGCCUGGGAUCCCGGUGUCAGGCGCCACCGGCCCUGUGCCCAGGGCACCGUGCUGCUGCCCGCCGUGUUCCGAGGCUGCCAGGCCCAGCAGCUGGCCGUGCGCCUAGAGCCCCAGGGUCUCCUGUACGCCAAGCUGACGCUGUCGGAGGAGCAGCACGAGGCUGCGGCUGAGCCCCGCGUCUUCGGCCUGCCCCUGCCGCUGCUCGUGGAGCGCGAGCGGCCUCCGGGCCAGGUGCCGCUCAUCAUCCAGAAGUGCGUGGGGCAGAUUGAGCGCCGGGGGCUGCGGGUAGUGGGCCUGUACCGGCUGUGCGGUUCAGCCGCGGUGAAGAAAGAGCUAAGGGACGCUUUUGAGCGCGACAGCGCUGCCGUCUGCCUCUCAGAGGACCUGUACCCCGACAUCAACGUCAUCACCGGCAUCCUCAAGGAUUACCUCCGCGAGCUGCCCACCCCGCUCAUCACCCAGCCCCUCUACCAGGUGGUGCUGGAAGCCAUGGCCAGGGGACCUCCGAGCAGGGCGCCUCCCCCUAGCCCCGGAGGCACCCGGGAGCUGCUCAACUGCCUGCCCGAUGUGGAAAGGGCCACGCUGACCCUUCUCCUGGACCAUCUGCGCCUCGUCUCCUCCUUCCACGCCCACAACCGCAUGACCCCGCAGAACCUGGCCGUGUGCUUCGGCCCCGUGCUGCUGCCGGCGCGCCAGGCGCCCGCCCGGCCCCGCAUCCGCGGCUCGGGCCCCGGCGUCGCCAGCGCCGUGGACUUCAAGCGCCACAUUGAGGUGCUUCACUACCUGCUGCAGUCCUGGCCAGACCCGCGCCGGCCUCCUGAGGCGCCCGCCGUCGCCCCGUACCUGCGGCCCAAGCGGCAGCAGCAGCAUCAGCCGCAGGCGCCGCCGCACCUGCUGCAGACGGACCCCGAGGUGGUGCCUCGACCCCGCGGCCGGGGAGGCCCCGAGAGCCCCCCGAGCAACCGCUACGCCGGCGACUGGAGCGUCUGCGGCCGGGACUUCCUGCCCUGCGGCCGGGACUUCCUGUCGGGGCCCGACUACGACCACGUGACGGGCAGCGACAGCGACGAGGACGAGGACGACGACUUCGACGCGCCUUUCAACCCGCACCUGAACCUCAAAGACUUCGACGCCCUCAUCCUGGACCUGGAGCGCGAGCUCUCCAAGCAGAUCCACGUGUGCCUCUGAGGGGGCGGGCCGUCGCCAAGGCCCGGGUUGCUA
This is a messenger RNA of Ochotona curzoniae (black-lipped pika), 2265 nucleotides long. RefSeq names its product synapse defective Rho GTPase homolog 1 (gene SYDE1). The transcript is spliced from 8 exons. The coding region runs from base 1 to 2232 and encodes 743 amino acids. Gene Ontology annotation, biological process: signal transduction. The record is from RefSeq and is a predicted model, not a curated record. Lineage: Eukaryota; Metazoa; Chordata; Mammalia; Lagomorpha; Ochotonidae.